Molecule: messenger RNA, 939 nt
Organism: Panthera uncia (snow leopard)
Lineage: Eukaryota; Metazoa; Chordata; Mammalia; Carnivora; Felidae
Gene: FOSL1
Product: FOS like 1, AP-1 transcription factor subunit
Exons: 4
Coding region: 118-939 (273 amino acids)
Biological process (GO): regulation of transcription by RNA polymerase II
Cellular component (GO): nucleus
Molecular function (GO): RNA polymerase II cis-regulatory region sequence-specific DNA binding; DNA-binding transcription factor activity, RNA polymerase II-specific
Source: RefSeq, a predicted model, not a curated record
CAGCUGAAGUGGUUCAGCCCGAGCCCUUUUCAUUCAUAAAAGAAAAGACUCCGCGAGGAGCAAGUGAGUCAGAACCGAAGCCGCCGACGCGGACCCCACAGAGCAGCCAGCCAGGGCAUGUUCCGAGACUUCGGGGAACCCGGACCGAGCUCCGGGGCCGGCGGUGCGUACGGCGGCCCGGCGCAGCCCCCCACUUCAGGCCAGCAGAAGUUUCACCUCGUGCCAAGCAUCAAUGCCGUGAGUGGCAGCCAGGAACUGCAGUGGAUGGUACAGCCUCACUUCCUGGGACCCAGCAGCAGCUAUCCCAGGCCCCUGGCCUACCCCCAGUACAGCCCCCCCCAGCCCCGGCCAGGAGUCAUCAGGGCCCUAGGGCCACCUCCAGGGGUCCGUCGCAGGCCCUGUGAGCAGAUCAGCCCGGAGGAGGAGGAGCGCCGUCGAGUGAGGCGCGAGAGGAAUAAGCUGGCCGCGGCCAAGUGCAGGAACCGGAGGAAGGAACUGACCGACUUCCUGCAGGCGGAGACUGACAAACUGGAGGACGAGAAAUCUGGUCUGCAGCGAGAGAUUGAGGAGCUGCAGAAGCAGAAGGAGCGUCUGGAGCUGGUGCUCGAAGCCCACCGUCCCAUCUGCAAAAUCCCGGAGGGGGCCACGGAGAGGGACACUGGCGACACAGGCGGUACCAGCGGCACCAGCAGCCCACCACCAGCCCCCUCCCGCCCUGUACCAUGUAUCUCUCUUUCCUCGGGGCCUGUGCUUGAACCUGAAGCAUUGCACACCCCCACGCUCAUGACCACACCCUCCCUGACUCCUUUCACCCCUAGCCCUGUCUUCACCUACCCCAGCACCCCUGAGCCCUGUGCCUCAGCCCAUCGCAGGAGUAGCAGCAGCAGCGGGGACCCAUCCUCCGACCCUCUGGGCUCUCCCACCCUCCUUGCCUUAUGA